Anas platyrhynchos (mallard) is the source of this 770-nucleotide messenger RNA. Lineage: Eukaryota; Metazoa; Chordata; Aves; Anseriformes; Anatidae. The record is from RefSeq and is a predicted model, not a curated record.
AAGGUCAAAACCACGGCUGAAUAUGGAAGGCCCUGGUCCAAAUCAUGAGACAGACAGAAUUCACAUGUGGGAUCCCCGGGCCUGCAUUCUGAACCACCUAGCUGAUGAUGCCCCCAGCUGGGAGACAAUACUCAUGGGAUUCAUCAACUCGGCUUGUUAACAGGAUUAUACAAAAUACCUGGGUGCAACUUUAAUUCUAACUGGAAAAUACCUGUCUUUACAGAAACUAGUAUUGCUCCGGAGGGACAACAGGAAUUUCCUUUGAGAAACUGGAAAUAUUUAUCCCCAGUUAAAUUUUGGCCGAAGGGUAUUUCCUAUUUUCCAGUGCAAGCUGGGGUAAAGAACCACCCAUCAUUUCGGAGACGUUACCUGCCACCAUGGAGACUGGGGGCUUAUCUGAAACUCAGCCUGCUACUCCAGAAGUCCAGCAUAUUGCUGACCAGGUGAAGCCAGAAUUUGAAAGAAGGGAACACAAAAGAUAUGAUACCUUUCGAGCCAUAGUAUAUAGGACUCAGGUGGUUGCUGGAACGAACUACUUCAUUAAGGUUCAAAUUUCUGAUACCAGCUACGCCCACUUAGUGGUGUUCCAAGCCCUUCCCUAUGAGAAAAAAGAUCCCAUCAUUAUCAGAUAUGUGAUUGACAAAACCAGAGAUGAUCCUCUGGAGUACUUCUGAGAGAUGGUGGGGAAUGUUUCCCGACUUCUGCAAGUUGCACGGGGAUUCUGCCUGUGUCAGUAAAUGCAUGAGAAUAAAAUAAGUUUUGAAAGCUGU